AAGCAGACAGAUAGACAAAGCGCACAGCGAGUGGGCAAAAGAAAAGCAUAUUGAGACUAGCGAAAAGCAAUGUAUGCACAUAAAGGCAGCUGGCUGAACGAUAUGACAAACGUCAAGAAAGCAAAAUAAAGAACUGCAUUAAUAACGUGAACGUGUGUGACAAAACUUACGAUGUUUUUGCAAUCGUUGAACACUUUUCUGCUCGUCUAAGUCAAUUUGCAAACUUAUACAAUAUUUACAAAACAAGCAAAUACUAAAACAACGCUGCAUAUCUGCGCUUUUGUCUUUCCUAGUGUCAUUGUUGUUUGUCUAGAUUGUGCUUUGGCUGUCUAGCGGUGCCGACACUGCUGCCGACGGACGUAUUGACGCUUGGUGCGGCGCUAUUGGCUUAGUUGUGCUUUCGUCUCUUCGGCAGUUAAGUAAUUUAUGAGCGGAAUUGUCGGAAAAAUGGCGUUUUGUUGAUUUGUCUUUGUGGUCAAAACGGGGGGAAAAAAUGAAGGACCCAAAGGAACUUUUACAAGAAGUGAAUAUAGAAGUAAAUAAUAAAAUGGAGAAUGUGGAAGGCGAUUCAAAUGACAGAGAUGCCGAGGGACAUAUGAUGCAUGGCAUUGAGCCGGCGCUCUCGGCGCUUAGCAGCGCCUCCGCACACAGUCCAAGCGGCAGUCAGGCGCUGAGUCCAGCGCUCAGUCUCAGCGGUGGUAAUAGCAAUAGCAAUGGCAAUUUAUCUACUAGUGGCAAUAAUACUAUUAACAAUAACAACAACUCAUAUGCGCAAAACAAUAACUCACAAUCGGCAACGGUUUGUGCUAUAUGUGGUGAUCGCGCCACCGGCAAACAUUACGGUGCUUCCAGUUGUGACGGCUGCAAAGGAUUCUUCCGACGCAGCGUGCGCAAGAAUCAUCAAUAUACCUGCAGAUUCUCCCGCAACUGCGUUGUGGACAAAGACAAACGCAAUCAGUGUCGUUAUUGCCGCUUACGUAAGUGCUUUAAGGCGGGCAUGAAGAAGGAGGCAGUGCAAAAUGAACGCGAUCGUAUUAGUUGUCGUCGCACCUCAAACGAAGAUCCCGAUCCCGGUAAUGGCUUGUCCGUUAUAUCGCUGGUUAAGGCCGAGAUUGAGAGUCGUCAGUCGAAAGCGGGCGCUGCCAUGGAGACCAAUCCGAAUGAAGAUCUAUCGAACAAGCAAUUCGCCAGCAUCAACGAUGUGUGUGAGUCAAUGAAACAACAGCUAUUGACGCUGGUCGAGUGGGCCAAACACAUACCAGCCUUUAAUGAUCUGCAGCUGGACGAUCAGGUGGCGUUGCUACGCGCGCAUGCUGGCGAACAUCUGUUGUUGGGAUUAUCGCGGCGCUCUAUGCAUCUGAAAGAUGUGUUGCUGUUGGGCAACAAUUGCGUUAUCACGAAACAUUGUCCAGAUGCGCGUCUGUCGCCGAACUUGGAUAUUUCGCGCAUUGGCGCUAGAAUCAUAGAUGAGCUCGUUUUUGCGCUACGCGAUGUGAAUAUUGACGAUACCGAAUUGGCAUGCAUCAAGGCGCUGGUGUUCUUCGAUCCGAACGCCAAAGAUCUCAAGGAACCGCAACGCGUCAAGACGUUGCGCCAUCAAAUCCUAAACAAUCUGGAAGAUUAUGUGUCAGACCGACAAUAUGAGUCACGCGGCCGUUUUGGCGAAAUACUCUUAAUACUGCCCGUACUGCAGUCCAUCACCUGGCAGAUGAUCGAACAAAUACAGUUUGCGAAAAUUUUCGGUGUCGCUCACAUUGACUCGCUGCUGCAGGAAAUGCUACUUGGAGGUAUGUUUAGUGCACGCUACCACGCACCACACUCUUUUUACACCAUACGUAAUUAUCUAAUGUACGCCAACUUUGUAGGUGAACUGGCCGACAACUCACCACUCUCGCCGCCAAGCCUAAACAAUUACAGUCCGACACGCAACAUGGACGGCAGUCAUGUGUCGUCAACACUGGACGUGCUCACCUCACCCACAACCGCUGAUCAUUUGAGCGCCUGCAUGGAUAGCAACAGUUUGGAUGCACAAAUGAUGUCACCACUACUGGAAAAUAUUGCCGCAUCGCCACCACAAUACAAUCAGUUGCGCUCAUAUCAGACACAGCGCCCACAACAACAGCAACAACAACAAGCGGUCAACAACAACACAGGUACACCACUACACACACGCGCCAUGCAUUCACCACACCUCAACGACGCCGAUACGAACAAUGUCGACAUGGUUAACGGCGCCGGCAACUCAUGCAUGGACGAGAAUAGCAUGUACAACACCAACAGCGUUAUGCGUCCACUAUCCACGAGCAGCGCUCACAAUUUGCCACAUAUGUCAUCACCGAAUAUGCAACAGCAUCCGCAUGCCGCAUCCUCACCAAUGCAACAUUCACCGCCGUUGCAUCGCAAUCAUCCCUACCAAAGACCGGAGCAGUUGAAUGCCGCGCAACAACAUAAUAAUGGCGCCGUUGCGCAGCAGCUACGCAAUCCGGCUGAGAUGACGUUGAAUGAAUAUAAUAGCGGCAGCGCUGAGGAAAUGCUGCGUCGUGCGCCAAUCAAAAUACGUGGACCCGACGCGCUGAGCAGCGGCGCUGGCGGUGCUUAUAUGAUGGGUGGCGGUUUGCACGACGCCGAGAGUGCGUAUCGUCUGACAUUGAAACAGGAACCGGAAACGGGUUAUUGAAAUGUAUUUGAGUUGCACGAAGAGUUACUAGCUUAAAGCUCUCUAGUUAGCGUUGCCAACUGCAAAGUCAUAUAUUAUAUAAAAAUAAAAGUUA
Molecule: messenger RNA, 2771 nt
Organism: Bactrocera tryoni
Lineage: Eukaryota; Metazoa; Arthropoda; Insecta; Diptera; Tephritidae
Gene: Hnf4
Product: transcription factor HNF-4 homolog
Exons: 6
Coding region: 494-2677 (727 amino acids)
Biological process (GO): regulation of transcription by RNA polymerase II; anatomical structure development; cell differentiation
Cellular component (GO): nucleus
Molecular function (GO): nuclear steroid receptor activity; RNA polymerase II cis-regulatory region sequence-specific DNA binding; zinc ion binding
Source: RefSeq, a predicted model, not a curated record